AUGCGAUACGUGACAGGUCACUUGACAUGUUUGGUGCACGGUGACAUCAUUAGUGGUGGCCGCAGGGGUUUCUCGCUACUAUCUCAAAUUGUGCCAUUGUGUCAUAGUGACGGAAGAGUUCCACCUCGGGGCUCACACCCUGCGCCGCGGGCCGACAGCAGGGGUGGCACCCACCCUCCACCUGUAGCUGGGGCUCGCGACCUGUGGAACGUCACCGCACCACACGCUACAUGUUGA
Arctia plantaginis is the source of this 237-nucleotide messenger RNA. NCBI's taxonomy places the organism in Eukaryota, Metazoa, Arthropoda, Insecta, Lepidoptera, Erebidae. The record is from the annotation of a GenBank genome assembly.